CAAAUUUGAGAAAUGCACACCAAACUAGGACAUGUGAAGUGUGAGCAGGUUCUGAACUGAUUCACAGCAAGAUUUAUAUAAAUAGAAAGAGGUGUCUCUGCUUCAUAAUCACUCAACUCAACUCAACUUCCACAAUCCCCAAAUCUACCACCAUCAAUGUCAGAUCCCAACCGCAUCUCCUUCGCUCAAUCCUUCUUCUGCAGCGCCUUCGCCGCUUGCUUCGCCGAGUUUUGCACCAUUCCUCUGGACACAGCCAAGGUGAGGCUUCAGCUCCAGAAGAAGACAUCAUCAGGUGCAGUUGAUGAUGAUGAUGAUGGAGUGGGUUCACCCAAAUACAGAGGCUUGCUAGGAACGAUUAAGACCAUUGCUCGAGAAGAAGGGGUUUCAGCUUUGUGGAAAGGCAUUGUUCCUGGUCUGCAUCGACAGUGUUUGUAUGGGGGCUUGAGGAUUGGACUAUAUGAUCCUGUCAAAACUUUUCUUGUUGGGUCUGCAUUUGCUGGAGAGACUCCUUUGUAUCACAUGAUUCUUGCUGCUUUGAUUACUGGUGCGUUGGCAAUCACGAUUGCUAAUCCAACUGACCUAGUCAAAAUUAGGCUUCAAUCUGAAGGCCAAUUACCAUAUGGGGUACCUAAGCGUUACUCUGGUGCUAUGGAUGCGUAUUCAACUAUAUUGAGACAAGAAGGGUUAGGGGCCUUUUGGACUGGGCUUGGCCCCAAUGUUGCUCGGAAUGCAAUUAUAAAUGCGGCUGAGCUAGCUAGUUAUGAUCAAGUGAAGCAGACAAUUUUGAAAAUUCCAGGAUUCAUGGACAAUGUCUUUACUCACCUCCUAGCUGGCUUAGGUGCGGGUCUUUUUGCUGUCUUUAUUGGUUCUCCAGUUGAUGUGGUGAAAUCCAGGAUGAUGGGGGAUUCAACCUACAAAAGCACAUUAGACUGCUUUCUCAAGACUUUGGUUAAUGAGGGAUUUCUAGCCUUCUAUAAAGGCUUCCUUCCUAAUUUUGGUCGACUUGGAGUCUGGAAUGCAGUCAUGUUUCUUACACUUGAACAAGCCAAGGGAGUUUUUAGAGGAUAGUGUUGUUGAUCUUCAUGAAUAGAUUCACCAAGCAGAAAGAGUCCUCUUUUUCGGAUUAGUGCUACCGAAUACAUGAACAGAUUCGUUUGUUUCAGGAGAAAGAAUGGCCGCCUUCUACAUUUGUUUAGUAUUCGGCCAUGUUGAUGGAUUUCACCUCUUCAUAUAUUCUUAGUCAUGAAUAAAACGUUAAAUUACAUUAGUCACUGAAUAGACCAUCAAUUACAAGUAUUUAGGAGGCCUACAUUGUAUUUGUACUGUAACAAUAUGAGAUAUCAUUUUUCUGGGAAAUAAGUUAUAUAUUUCCCUGCUCAUUAGAUAGACAAAUGAAAUCGAGCAUGUAUACUAGAAGUUUAUAAUUUAUUUCCCAAUUCAGAUUUUGUUAUGGGCUA
This is a messenger RNA of Lotus japonicus, 1457 nucleotides long. RefSeq names its product mitochondrial uncoupling protein 2-like. NCBI's taxonomy places the organism in Eukaryota, Viridiplantae, Streptophyta, Magnoliopsida, Fabales, Fabaceae. The record is from RefSeq and is a predicted model, not a curated record. Gene Ontology annotation, molecular function: oxidative phosphorylation uncoupler activity. The transcript has 9 exons. Gene Ontology annotation, biological process: mitochondrial transmembrane transport; mitochondrial transport. Bases 157 to 1068 code for a protein of 303 amino acids. Gene Ontology annotation, cellular component: mitochondrial membrane.